Messenger RNA from Rosa rugosa (rugosa rose), 387 nucleotides. Its product is annotated as G-type lectin S-receptor-like serine/threonine-protein kinase At1g61460. Gene Ontology annotation, molecular function: ATP binding; protein kinase activity. The record is from RefSeq and is a predicted model, not a curated record. The transcript has 2 exons. The coding region runs from base 1 to 387 and encodes 128 amino acids. Gene Ontology annotation, biological process: protein phosphorylation. Lineage: Eukaryota; Viridiplantae; Streptophyta; Magnoliopsida; Rosales; Rosaceae.
AUGGAAUUAACUGAUACGAUUCUUUCUUCAAGAGAUGCUCUUCGAGAAUAUAUAGGACAAUCUGAUCUAUCAGAGCGUUUGAUCUAUGAUUUUGAUACUAUAUCGACUGCUACAAACAAUUUCAACAUCACAAACAAACUCGGGCAAGGAGGCUUUGGUCCAGUUUAUAAGGGUAUGCUACCACAAGGGAAGGAAAUUGCGGUAAAAAGACUAUCUAGCAGCUCAGGUCAAGGUAUUCAAGAAUUCAAGAAUGAGAUGUCGUUCGUUUCCAAUCUUCAGCACAAAAAUCUUGUUAGGCUCUUGGGUUGCUGCAUUAAAGAUGGGGAGAAGUUACUGAUUUAUGAAUUCAUGGCAAACAAAAGCCUCGAUACUUUGUUGCGCGGUUAG